Ananas comosus (pineapple) is the source of this 2781-nucleotide messenger RNA. RefSeq names its product exocyst complex component EXO70A1-like. The record is from RefSeq and is a predicted model, not a curated record. Gene Ontology annotation, cellular component: exocyst. Gene Ontology annotation, biological process: exocytosis. Lineage: Eukaryota; Viridiplantae; Streptophyta; Magnoliopsida; Poales; Bromeliaceae. Gene Ontology annotation, molecular function: phosphatidylinositol-4,5-bisphosphate binding. The coding region runs from base 491 to 2404 and encodes 637 amino acids. The transcript is spliced from 3 exons.
CGCACAGGUGUUUCGUUAGAUUUGGGAUUUCCUCUCCACCUCUCAUUUCUCUGUACUGUGGCAGAAAGGAAAGUCAGUCUUCCUUGUUGCUUUGUUGGGAUUGGAAGAUCGCAGCAGAUCGCGCAAUCCCAUCGACAGAGGCUUUCUCCCUUCUUUCCUCUUUCUUGUUUUGAUAUCACAGAAUAAGUAAAAAAAAAAAAAAAAUCCUUGGACUUAACUAAUUUGCUCUUCUAAGCCCAAGUGGUCUCUCUCUCUCUCUCUCUCUCGACCUCCAGUUGCUUCCCUAAUUGAUCAAUUUUCACCGUUAUUCUUUUUUAUAGGCUGCUUGUAUUGGAAAUGUCUGCUUAAUCAGGUCAUAGUUCCCUUUCCAAGCCAUACUCGUUGUAUCAUGAACUUGAUAUAUCUAUUCAUCCAGGUUGGUUGCUGAACCAAACAUAUUUGUGAUGUUAUUGUGUUGUUUGAGAUAACAUGGACUGACCUUUAUUCUGCUAUGGCCGAACACACGCCGUCGACAGCUAUUGAGAUGGGUGGAGAAGAGAUUGCGGUAGGGAGGACUGGUGUUGAAUCUGUUGAAGAAUCUGAGGUUCUUACUGACAAGAUGAUCAGAAUCGUUGCCGACUUGAACGCGCGCUACUCAAACAUGACACUUCGAGAAGAACGAUGUAUUCAUGAUGCGGAGAAACAGCUUAGGAUGUUGGAGGAGAAGAUCCGCACUAUGGAAUCCAAUCCGUCCAUAAUAUGCGACAACGAUCUGCAAGAAGCAUCCAAGUAUUUGCGGCUUGCAAACAAAAUCCGACAGCUUGUUGAGGAUUUGAGGAGCUCCAACUUCACCAAUGUAGACAAAGAGUGGGACAAUCUCUUAAUCCGUGCUUAUGACCUUCUUCAAAUGGCAAUGGCAAGGCUCGAGGAGGAGUUUGUUCAUCUCCUUGCACACUAUCGGCAGCCGAUGGACCCAGGAAGGCUAUCCUUCCGCUCAACCGAAGACGACAGUAUGGAAGAUUUCUCAAGCAGCUCUUUUGGCGAGGAGCCGAUUGAAGGUAAAAUUCAGGGAGAUAGUAGUUCGAGCCCAGAAGAGUAUAUAGUCGACUUGAUAAAUUCUCAUGCGAUUGCGACCAUUAAAUCCAUCGCGGAGGUGAUGUUUUUAUCAGAUUAUGACAAAGAAUGUUGUCAAGCAUACAUUACUGCUAGAAAAGAUGCGCUUGAGGAGUGCCUCUUGGUUCUAAAAAUUGAGAAAUUCACCAUCGAAGAACUUCUUAGCAUUGAGUGGAGUGCCUUGAGCAGCUUAAUUAGGAGGUGGAAUCGGGGAUUAAAGGUUUUAGUUCGAGUCUAUCUCGCCAGUGAAAGGCGCCUCUCUCAUCUUAUAUUUGGAGAACUCUCAAAAUCGGUGGCCGAUUCGUGCUUUGUGGAGAUCUCGAGGGGCUCAUUUGUUCAAUUCCUUAGUUUCGGUGAAGCAGUAGCAAUGGGGCCUCGCAAACCUGAGAAGCUGUUUCGGAUUCUUGAUAUGUACGAGGUUCUGUGCGAUCUUCUCACUGACAUAAGUUCUUUAUUCCCCAAUGAAUCAGGCUUUAGUGUCUUAACAGAGUGUAAUGAAGUUUUGCUCAGAUUGGGCGAGGCAGUAAAAAACACUUUCAUGAAUUUUAAGUAUGCGAUUCAGACAAACACUUCAACCACUCCAUUUUCUGGAGGAGGAGUUCACCCUCUCACGAAGUACGUCAUGAACUAUAUCAAAGCCCUCGUAGAUUAUAGCAAGACUCUUAAUUCACUCUUUGGGUCCCAAACCAGCGAAAACCAAAAUCUCUCAUCCGAAUCCACCACAAUGGCUUUGCAUCUACAAUCGAUAACUGCUGCUCUUGAAUUAAACCUCGAAGGAAGAUCUAAGCUAUAUAAGGAUGACUCAUUGCAGAACAUCUUUAUGACGAACAACAUAUGCUACAUGGUUCAAAAGGUCAAGGAUUCCGAACUUCGGAAAUUCAUUGGUGACGACUGGAUUAGGGUGCAUAAUAGGAAAUUCCAGCAGCAUGCAUUGAGUUAUGAGAGGGCCUCGUGGGGCCCGGUCCUCUCUUUCUUGAGAGAAGAAGGGAUCUUGAGCCCUAACUCUAGCAUGCCUUCGAGAACAGUACUUAAGGAGAGAUUUCGAGGGUUCAACUCUGCCUUUGAAGAGGUUUAUCGGAUUCAGACUGCGUGGUCAGUCCCGAAUUCCCAACUUAGAGAUGAUCUUAAAAUCUCGAUAUCAUUAAGGGUCGUACAAGCUUACCGCACUUUCAUGGGGAGGUAUGCUGCCUAUUUGGAUGGUGCAAGGCAUCGAGAGAGGUACAUCAAAUACUGUGCAGAAGAUGUGGAAAAAUAUCUACUGGAUCUUUUUGAAAGGUCACCAAAGUCACUGCCAUACGCACAUCGUUGGUGAGAUCAUUAGGAUGCUCAGGAAAAAAAAAGUCUAUGUAGAUUGUUUGUGCUUAUUCUUGUUAGCGUUUAUAUGUUUUCUAUUGAGUCUCACUUUGCGAGGAAGUUUUGAAUGAACGAUGUUUGUCAUUAUGUUGAUAGUUUCACAAUCUUGAAAAUAUUGAUGAUUUCAUGGCUUACAACAGGUUCAUCUCCACAAAGCGACCUACAUGGUUGUUUUAGGUCCCUGAAAUAGUCUGAUAUAAAAUGUGUGAAAUAUCAAAGUGCUAAACAUGUAUGGCUUACAUUACCAGUUUGAGUUUGAUUGUACAAUCAAAACAAUUGCUGCAAAAAUGCACUGCAUUGUCCCAGAAACCUAUGACAUCUUCUUUGCUGGGUUAA